AGUAAUAGCUACUGUGCUGUGUUAAAUGAAUGUUCCUUUAAGUCUGUCAGAUGAUUGGACAGAUUAAAUACAUUAUUUGCGACCAACUGUGUAUAGCGAUGCCUAUGGAUUUAACAGUUCUUGGAAUAAGUAGUAAAUCUUUUCCAAAUUCCUAACAUGGUAUGCGGUGGCUGCCUGACAGACAAUGGCAUAUAAUGGGUCUGGACUGCCUCGGACCCCACCUGUCACUGGCCAGUACAGCAGCAGUGGCAGCUCGGACAACUCCACAUUCAUUCCUGAUCUGGAUGUGCAUCCAGCGUUUGACACCAGCAGUGGGUGGGAUCUGGAGUUUGUGCCCCAGCAGGAUGAGAAGUACAACUGCUCCAUCUGUCAGUGUGUGCUGCGGGAGCCCAUGCAGACAGAAUGCGGGCACAGGUUCUGUAGAGCUUGCAUACUAAAGUGGCUCAGGGAGUCAGAUAGGAGAUGUCCAGUGGAUAACCAGUAUUUAGAUGAGAACCAGCUAUUUCAAGACAACUUUGCAAAGAGAGAAACCCUUGAUCUGAAAGUCCGUUGUCCCAACCCACUGAAUAGCGCCGACAAAGAACAGCGCUGUGAACAAAUUAUCACUCUGAAUAAGCUGCAGAAGCAUUUUCAGGAUUGUCCUUACACAACAGUUUUGUGUCCAAACUGUUCUAAGGGUAUCUACCAGUGCCAUCUUUCUGAACAUCUGCAGAACGACUGUGAACAGCGGAAGAUCCAGUGCAGUUUGUGUCACCAGGAAGUGGUUGCCAAUAAACAGAAGGAACAUGAUGAGAACUGCCCGGAGUCGUUCAUGCAGUGUCCCAACUGUGAGCAGUCUCUCAUCAGACACAAGUUAAUACAGCAUCUGAACUCUGAUUGCCCAAAGGCCUACGUGAAGUGUUCCUUUCACAAACAUGGAUGUGAAUUUGAGGGUGAGAGACAGAAGAUGAUGGAGCAUGAUGAGACAAGCGUGGUGCGGCACGUUUCCAUGAUGAACCAGACCCUUCUCAGGAUGUGUGCUGCCAUCAGCUUUAACCCCAUCACCUCCACCACCCACUCCCCCUCGUCCCUGGGAAUCCCAGCCAUAGAGAAUCCUGUCGUGGGAUCAGGGGCCGCCAGCUUCCCCUCAUAUUUCAUUAAUGGAGCCAGUGGUAGCGCAGUUCCCGGAUUGACACAGCUGUUGAAUCAUCUUAGUCAGCUCCAAAUCCAACCAGUGACAACCGCCAGUCUACCGCCUAUCUCUUAUACCAGCAUGCCAAUACAAAGUGUGAGCUACGCCGCAAAUAUUGGGGGGCAAGAGACUGUUGCAGCGGCUGAGGGACAUGACAGAAAUAUAACGGGAGACGAGCAAGGGGAUUUGACUAACAGUGAACAAAGAAAUAGUUCUGGAAGGACAAGAUAUGAGGACACGAAAAGUUUUACUUCUAAGCCCUCAGAUGCAAACAAUUUUGAAGUGCCUAUAGACACGAGAUUGACUUCAUCGAAUGAUUAUCAGUUUAUGUCAAUUAAAAGUCAGAACGACUUUCAAAAUGAAAGUUUAGCCAAACAUGAUCAUGAAUUGAUGAUCCUGAAACAUCAAAUGGAAUGUCAGGAGAGGUUAAUAAGAGAAUUGAAGGGCAAGGUGAAAACUUUGGAAAACAAUGUUCAGGAUUUUGAAGGAAGAAAUGGAAACGGAGUGUAUGUUUGGAAAAUUAAAAAUUAUCAGAAACUUCGAAGGGAGGCGGAAAAAGGUGAGACUACUGCAAUUCAUAGCACAUCAUUUUACUCCAGUUUUUAUGGGUACAAAUUGUGUAUAAGAGUAAAUUUAAAUGGAGUUGAUGCUGCCAAAGGAACACACUUGUCACUGUUCAUCCAUUUCAUGCAAGGCGAAUAUGAUGACUUGCUGGAAUGGCCGUUUAGCGGGAAAAUUGUGCUGACUGUGAUUGACCAGAAUCCAAUAUGUGAGAUGAGAAACCAUCUGACAGAAACUCUCCACUCCAAGCCCAAUCUCGCCGCCUUCCAGAGGCCAACAAGUUUUAGAAACCACAAGGGCUUUGGCUACAUGGAAUUCUUACCUCUUAAUGUUAUUGAAGGAUCUUCCACAUAUAUAAAAAAUGACACAUUGAUUAUUCGUGCCAAUAUUACUCCUAAUUCCUAGGACGCCUGCUUUGUAAACUGUUAUCAUUAAUGCAUAUUGUUGUAAUUGGACUUUUUCGUUUAUGCCAUCCCAAUCAACUGUGUUAUAGAAGAAUUCCAUUUUGCUUGGGUAUUGUUAAAAGAAUAUGUGGGAAUGUUAAGAGUGCAAAAACUUAUCCAGGCACUGCAAAAAAAGACUAUGUUUAUGCAGUAUUUGGGUGAAAUGAAAAAGAUGGCCCUUUUGAAGACAAUAUUUACCCAAAUAUUGCUUUCCUGAUAAAAUGGUGAUAAAGUGUUUAAUGUACCCAUAACUUUGUAACUCUGUUAUACGUAAACUGUGUCAAAUGUCCUAAAUUCAAAUGAAUAUUUAUGUGAUGCUUUGAGUGAAUUACUCUUUUUAAAAUUAAGGCAAUAAAUAUUUUGUAUGACAUGUGUUAAAUGGAAACAAGAAAGAAGUCUUAAACCUUCGAAUAAAAUAAUCAAAAAGCUGAAAAUAAAAUAAUCAAAUAUCUUUAUGAUUUAAACGGGGGAAAAAAGUUUGUCAGAUCCGGUUAGAAUUUAAAUAAUUUUUGCAUUAUUACUCAUUGUCAAAUAAAGGAAGUCUGUCUCUUGAAAGCAUGUCUAUUAUUUCAAUUAGACUUACACUUGCGGUAUAGCUUCUUACCAUUUGAACUUCAGGUUAUUGGUAAUUAGCCAAAAGCUACAUUCGAGGAAUAAAUGCAUAGCUUAUAGAACAAGUCUAGGAAGCAGUACGCAUUAGGCAUAUGGUAACAAUGUAUAAGAAGUGUUCUAGAAGUAUAUUUGUGUUUGAAUAUUUUGCAUCAAGUACUAUUUUUCAUGACCAAAUGUGUACUGUUUUAGUUUAUUCAUUUCAGAAAUUAUCUCUUUGUGUCUGAAAUGAGCUAUACAAUUUUAAACAUCUUUAAAAAGUAAGGCUUGUUUACUAACAGCCACAGACUGCAAGCAAUUAAUAUUCCAAAGCAAUCAAAAUAAUUUGCAUAGUCUUUCUGGAAAUGUGUGUUUAUUUGGAAAGGAAAAUUCUCACACUACUAUAUUUAUUAAUAAAAUACUUCUUUUGAUUUUGUAAACAUGCUUUAUAAAUGCCUUAAUAUUUGAAUUUUAACUAAUGAAUAAUGAUAAACAGAUUACUUUGUUCAUGUGUUAUAUAAGCGACUUCAACUCUCAUAUUUUACCAAUCUCUUUGUAUUAAUUGUAUUGGUUGAUGAGUAACUAAAUGGUAUACUAUUAUCUUUGGUCAAAAAUAUUAAAGCAUCCAACACUUUCAAUAUAGGGAUUAGCUAUACAAAUUAUUUUGUGUUAUAGAAUAUGUCAAAAAGAUUCUGCAUGCAAAUUUUGAACAAAUAAUGAAAAGCUUAGUUACUUAGAAAGCUGUUUAUUCUGAUUCCAAUUAAUGGCAAAAAUUACAUGUAUGCCUUGAAAGUAGAUAUAUUUAAGGUAGUCACAAUUUAGAAAGGGUCAAGGUUAGGGCUGGAUUAAGAUAAAUAAUAAAAGAAGAUCGCGCCGUUCCAUGAUAAAACAUUUUGAAGAUCCUACAAAAAAAUUAUGUUCCGUCUGUUUGUAAUGCAACAAAAGCUGAUAAACAAACAUUUUGAUUAAUGAUCAUGCUUGUGUGCCCCAGUUAUGUAGUUAUACAUUUUUGACACUUAUAUUUAGAGCAAACACUUCCGUUUCCCCUUCUUGAUCCCCCAAUGCUUAUUUUGCUAUCAGUCAACAAUAUUUAAUUGUUAGUGAAGAAUAACCUCUUAAAUGGUCAGCAAGGACUGUCGUCACAUUAUUAUGAUUAAGAUAACUAUUAAAAACAAUAGAAAAUGUUUAUGCUCAUACUGUUCUUUGCUUAAUUAAAGGUACUUAUGCACCGAUUGUGGCAUUUUUUUAAAUUUUGUCACUAAAUGCCCUAAACUGCCAGAUUUAAUCAAUCAACUGUAAAACUCCAUUGUCAUGACAAUAUUAUAAUUUUUUUUAAAAAGGAGGAAAAAGAUGUUCAUAGUGGGAUUCAAACCAGUGUCCUUUGGAGCCAAAGGAAAGGUCCGAAACCAAUAGACCGUCCUUACUGAAACAUUUCUUGAGUCAUAUGAUACAAGGUGCAGAAUCAAGUGACUUUGUGGAGUUCACAAUUAAACGUUUAUUGAUGUAAACACACAGGUAAAUGAUGCUUUUGCAAAUAACUUUCAAAAACAAUUUUUCUUCAGAAUUGCAACUAGUGCAAUUUUUUUUACGUUUAUGGCAAUGUGAAAUACAUCAGAAUUACUUUAUUUAAUAAGCCUGUGUUCAUAUCCAAAAAUUUGAUGUUUACAGCAUUCAUGUACACGGUUUCACGCAAUGUAAAAUGUUGGCACUUAUUUCAGACGUAUUCAAGGAUUUUUUUUUCAAUCUUAAGAUAUCUGUACAAAUUGCAAGAAAAUCUGUCUUUAUGUACUUAAGAUUUUUGCAGAUGUAUUUCAAUAACUAGAGAUGUUUGCAAAAUGAAGUUCUUAACGAUGUGUUUUUAUUCUGUCACUCACAUGUAUAAAACCAGGUGAACCCUGUUGAUCAUGCACCCUGUAUACUUGAUAUCAUAAAUACAUCUGUUGCAGCAACAUGUUAACACGAUAGAUACAUCUCAUGUUAUACAAUUGUUUUAAGAGUGAAUGCUAUGAAAACAUAAUGUCAAAAGAUCAUCGUUCAUAAACGAAGCUGUUUUUCAGUAUAAGUCAUAAGUGGUAUUUCUUUCCCUGAUUGUUUUUCAGUAUAAGUCAUAAGUGGUAUUUCUUUCCCUGAUUGUUUUUCAGAACAAGUCAUAAGUGGUAUUUCUUUCCCUGAUUGUUUUUCGGUAUAAGUCAUAAGUGGUAUUUCUUUCCCUGAUUGUUUUUCAGUAUAAGUCAUAAGUGGUAUUUCUUUCCCGGAUUGUUUUUCAGUACAAGUCAUAAGUGGUAUUUCUUUCCCUGGUUGUUUUUCAGUACAAGUCAUAAGUGGUAUUUCUUUCCCUGAUUGUUUUUCAGUAUAAGUCAUAAGUGGUAUUUCUUUCCCUGAUUGUUUUUCAGUACAAGUCAUAAGUGGUAUUUCUUUCCCUGAUUGUUUUUCAGUACAAGUCAUAAGUGGUAUUUCUUUCCCUGAUUGUUUUUCAGUAUAAGUCAUAAGUGGUAUUUCUUUCCCUGAUUUUUUUCAGUAAAAGUCAUAAGUGGUAUUUCUUUCCCUGAUUGUUUUUCAGUACAAGUCAUAAGUGGUAUUUCUUUCCCUGAUUGUUUUUCAGUAUAAGUCAUAAGUGGUAUUUCUUUCCCUGAUUGUUUUUCAGAAUAAGUCAUAAGUGGUAUUUCUUUCCCUGAUUGUUUUUCAGUAUAAGUCAUAAGUGGUAUUUCUUUCCCUGAUUGUUUUUCAGUAUAAGUCAUAAGUGGUAUUUCUUUCCCUGAUUGUUUUUCAGUACAAGUCAUAAGUGGUAUUUCUUUCCCUGAUUGUUUUUCAGUAUAAGUCAUAAGUGGUAUUUCUUUCCCUGGUUGAUAAUUGUCUUUUAUUCUGAAUCUGCAACAAAAAGUAGUACAAUUGUCAGUCUGUGAACAAGUACCUUUAAUGUUUAAUAGUUGUUAAAGAUUUGUAUUUUGAUAAUGGAAACCAAAUGCAUGUAUGUUUGGUGGUGCAGAUGUUCCAGCACUGUUGCUGUUUAACUACACAUGGAGCGUUCAGCCACAAAAUGUAGUAACUGCUACACACUUCUUGAUGAGAUGAAACAUUUUUGGUGUGCAACCCUUCAUGUGUAUUGUGUUGGGUCUAUUUUGGUGUUGAACCAUUUUACAUGUGUUAGUCACUAUAUAUAUAUAUAUUCAUGUUGUACUGAUAUUUAAUUAUGCAUUGUUCAUUUUGUAUUUAUUUAUUUCAAUAAAUUAUUUUUAUAUUAA
Molecule: messenger RNA, 6005 nt
Organism: Dreissena polymorpha
Lineage: Eukaryota; Metazoa; Mollusca; Bivalvia; Myida; Dreissenidae
Product: TNF receptor-associated factor 6-like
Exons: 8
Coding region: 185-2137 (650 amino acids)
Biological process (GO): protein K63-linked ubiquitination; regulation of canonical NF-kappaB signal transduction; tumor necrosis factor-mediated signaling pathway
Cellular component (GO): plasma membrane signaling receptor complex
Molecular function (GO): tumor necrosis factor receptor binding; ubiquitin-protein transferase activity; zinc ion binding
Source: RefSeq, a predicted model, not a curated record